AGCUUGGGUGUAGCAAUCCGUCGGGAAGAACAGAGUAUAACAGUCUUAGGCAUCUUCUCGUUUUCGAGGGUAGAACCGUGUAAAUAGUUCACACAUUUGAUCUCCGUGUUUGCCGCGCUAAACAUGCAACUGCCCACAACCUCCUUACUCCUUCUUCUCUUAGGAGGAGGACUUGCCAUCGCAGCGCCCAUACCAGAGGAAUGCCACUCACCACACAUUUUGUGUUUUGACGCUGUCAACCCCUGCGGCGUGAUAUACUCAGGCCUGCCCUACUCCUGCUCCUACUCCUUCUCAACCUCCAUCAAAACCAUAACCAAGACCAUCGCAACCAUCACCUACACCGGCACAGUUCCACCCGUCAUACCAACCAUCACCCAAAGCGUGAGCUUGACCACCCAAAUCAUCACCAUCACUACCAACUUCGGGACGAAGGAUAACUGCUCGACGAGGACGGUGUGCCUGGACUACGUGGAUAGCUGUGGACAGACGGCUACUACUGCCGCUGUGAAGGCGGUUGAGAUGGCUGAGGCGGUUGCUACUAGGGUUUGA
Molecule: messenger RNA, 549 nt
Organism: Neurospora tetraspora
Lineage: Eukaryota; Fungi; Ascomycota; Sordariomycetes; Sordariales; Sordariaceae
Exons: 3
Coding region: 124-549 (141 amino acids)
Source: RefSeq, a predicted model, not a curated record